Messenger RNA from Hydra vulgaris (swiftwater hydra), 555 nucleotides. RefSeq lists its product as uncharacterized. NCBI's taxonomy places the organism in Eukaryota, Metazoa, Cnidaria, Hydrozoa, Anthoathecata, Hydridae. The record is from RefSeq and is a predicted model, not a curated record.
CCAUUUAUAUUUAUAAAAUAAUAUGCUUGACGUGUGUUGUGCCUAUGGAUGUACAAAUAGAAGAACAUUAGCUAAUGCUCAUUUGAGCUUUUAUCGAAUACCAACUAAUAAAUCUGAAUCUAGUGCUAACAGAAGAGACAAAUGGGUUGCAGCAAUUAAAAGAGAAAAAUGGAACGUAAAACAAAUAAAUAAUGCUCGUUUGUGUAGUGCUCAUUUUACUACAGGGAAAAAAUCUGAUGAUCUCUGUCAUAUUGAUUAUGUUCCAACUGUAUUUUCUUUUAAAAAGACACAUGGAAAACAAAUUAAAGCUUCUUUAGAACGAUAUGAGCGAUCAAAAAAAAGGAAGCGAACUCUUUCUAGUAAUGAGUCUAUAUUACCAAUUCACGAGGUUGGAUCAUUUAACGAGACAAAAAAUAAUGAGUUGGUUGAAGGGGACUGUUUAAAUUGUCCUUCAGAGAACGAGAUAACCCAAAGAGCUGUUGAAAUAGGUAAAAAAAGAACAAAAAAUUUGUAAAUUAAAUUUAUCUUAAUUGGUGUCACUGAUAUAUAACUUAU